AUGGCCAUGGUGCUUUCCGUCCAGACAGGGCCGGUCAAUAACUACCAAGACUGUGAGGACCCAUCUCCACCUCCACCAGGCGAGGAGACUGGCUUGAAGUUGCUGCAUGAUGGGUUAGCUCCAGAAGUCGACAUCAUUGCUGUUCAUGGACUGGGUGGCCACCGCGAAAAUUCAUGGACAGCAGCCAAUGGGGUAAACUGGCUCCAUGGUCUGUUGCCAGGUGAUAUGCCUAACAUCCGAGUCCUUUCCUGGGGUUAUAGUUUAGCUACUGUGAAAAACUCCCAUGAGACAAUGUCCGAGCAGAAAAUAUCUGAGCAACUAGUCCGUGACUUGUGGGAAUUGAGAUCAUCCACAAAUAGGAUUGUCGUUGAUCAUCACCAGGCCCUGCUUUAUGCCGACUCGGCGCAAGAAACCCCUACUGCGGACCUUCGCAGGAUCAGCCUCUCAACACGCGGAGCGAUCUUCAUGGGGACACCUGAGCUAGAUUCAAGGCUCGUGGGACUUCAAAGCUACUUAGCUAGCGCCAAAGGAUCUGAGCAGGAGUCCAGCGACAUUUAUAAAGAGGCGCACUGGUUGAUGACUAUAUUAGAGAGCUACCCAUCGAUCAGCCAACAUAUUUGGACUCUAUUUGUUCAUGAGAGACUCAACUCUCCGUCAAGAAAUACUCCAUUGGGCCAGACUGCGUCGUCCCCACAGGAUAAAUCGUCACAUAUUUUCGUCCAAGCUGAUCAUAGUGGAAUGGUCAAGUUCGAAGCAUCGUUGGACGAGGGAUAUUUGCAAAUCAAAGAGCAUCUGGUGUAUGUCGAGAAGAUAUUGAAACAAUCGACUACGUCUGAGUGA
Messenger RNA from Penicillium vulpinum, 840 nucleotides. RefSeq lists its product as uncharacterized. NCBI's taxonomy places the organism in Eukaryota, Fungi, Ascomycota, Eurotiomycetes, Eurotiales, Aspergillaceae. The transcript has 5 exons. The coding region runs from base 1 to 840 and encodes 279 amino acids. The record is from RefSeq and is a predicted model, not a curated record.